AUGAGUCUCACGGACAGUUCAGAAUCCCUUUCAUCUAAUGGUACGUCAUUUAAAAAUACUUUUUUUACACUUUAAAAAUAUUGUUUUAGAUAGUGAGACAUUGAGCGGGCUUUUUGAACAAAUCGAAGAGAAGGCGGAUUCAGGUAACAUCACACUUUAUUUAUUAUAUUGUUUAGGGAUUAAUGGUUCUGUUAUAGCUGAUUUGCAGCAAUUUGUUUUGAUUUUACAAUAUAUUUCAUCUUUCGGUUAACAUAACUUUUUUGAGGGUACAGUGAAUAUAAUGAUGAAUAUCUUUAGUGUCCAGCUCAGAAGACGCUGAAGAAGACAUUGAAAAGAUAGUUAAAGAAGAGCUUGAAGCUGAAAAUAAGGAGGAAAAUCAAAGUUGGUUUAAUCUAAACUACUUUGGUGUUUAUAUUAACAUGCCUUCGUUCUUCUGUGUAGCUCUGAUCUUUUAUGCUAUAACCGCGUUGAUAAGGAACACAUUGUAAGUUUUUUAUUAUUCUUUGAAUGUUCAGGUAUUUUGGCUUUGUUUUGAAGCAAUCUUUGGUUUGUAGCAUGUUUUUAAAUGGAGUUAUGGCUAAAAUAUUGUGUUGACUACCUGAUAUUUUGGUUUUUUAAGGCUGAUUAUUAAGAUUUUUUGAAUUGCGUUUGUAUAUUUAAGUGUAGUUAAAUAAAAACUAUUUUAAAAACGUUUUUCCCGACGUAACAACACGAGUUUUAGUUACCUAAACUACUAAGUUAAAGCCUGUUUUAGAUGUUCAGAAGGAGAGCUGUUAGUGAGAAAACCCCCAUUACCUCGGCCGUUUUUUGGCCCAAAUACGAGUGUAAAUGAUUAUUAUAAUGGAAACUUUGGUCGAGCAUACGACAUGUACAAUAAGGCGGACCUUUCAGUCACUUUCUUUUAUGCCCCGUGGAGUUUACAUAGUAAAGAAGCUAAACGAGAGUAUGUUAGGCUAGGACAAUUGCUCAAUAACACUAACUUAAGCGUAGGUUUUUUGAAUUUUUGUGAGGCAUUGAACUGUAAAGUGAUUUUAACAAAUUUUAGGUAUCAAAUUAUGUUGUUUUAUAUAUUGAUCUAUAUAAAAUGAGUUUCCUUGCUUUUUAGGUCAAAUUGAAUGCUGUAAAUUGUGACACAGGUUUUUGUAGACAUUUGUUCAAAGUUCAUAAUUAUCCCGCUAUAUUAGCGGUGGCUACGGGUGGUAUACCAGUGUUCUACGAAGAAGUUCCGGUUGCUGAUAAGAUUUUUAAGUAAGUAGAGUAUUUAAGUAAGUACGACGCUACACCAUCAAAAAUGCCUUUCAAAACUCAUUUUAUGUUAUUUUUGGAAUUCUCUUUACCUAAAAUUUUUUUUUAAUUUUGAAAAUUUUCUUUUUUCAGCUGGAUAUUGCACAUGUUUAGGCCAAUGCAUAGGCUUAAUCAAAUAGAUGAUAAAAAGUAUAAUGAUAAUAGAUAUGACAUGAUUACAGUGGCUUAUUUGACGGUUAAUGUAAGUUGGUUUUACGUCAUUUUUAUUUUGAAAUUUAGGUAAAAUACGUUGGUUGACUGUUUGGGUUGAAUUAUUACCUAAAGUGGAACUUUAUAAAACAAAGUGAUCUAUUAGCUUGUUCAAAUAAGCCUGUGCUCUCUAGCCACGAAAAUGUUCUUUGAGAGUGGGCACAGAAUUACGUGAACGACCUAAGACUUGGUGACCGAAAAAAGUUUUGGCGUUCUUGAGUGUACAAUGCUAUAUAUAUUGACGACAUGACUUUUGUUGGCACUUUGAUAAUUAAAAAUCUGUUAAUUUAUAUUUUUUUGACGAAAAAUUAACCCUAGGCUAACUUUUAGACUAAUUUUCAUCAUUACCUUCAUUUAUAGGCAAACCACCCUCUAUUUCGUGAGUUCAAAGUCUUCAGAGCAGCGGCUUUGAAGUCUCCGAAUUCUCGAAUUGGCUUUUUCUACACGACAGAUUUGGAAAUUGCGGAAAAGUUCGGAUUAAAAGAAAAUGGCUUAUUCAAAAUUGGUAAUAAGCUGUAUCGAAUUGGAGCUGAAACAACAUCACAAGCUGUUUUAGAGACAAUCAACAAGCAUUACAAGGAGAUUGAAGGCAGUUUGGUGGCUAAUUGGAGGACUGAACGUGAGUUUUUGGGGUUUUAAAUGGCUUACUUUAGUUUACUUUAUUUACUAAUUCAAAUUCUAUAAUAUAAUUUUUGAUUGCAAAGUAAUAUGAGGCAAUAGAUGGUCACUAGAUGGUAAUGUAAACACAAAUUUCAGUGAAAGAAUCAGAAGGACUGAUGUCAACACAGUUAUUUGAUUUGGUUAACAAGUCAAAGACAGCUGUUGUCUUUUUCACAUCAAUGCACGGUGAAUUUGGGACUUCUGAGAAUUUGGAGAGCUUGAGAAAGGUAACUUUUUUGAUUUUAUGUUUUACAACAGUAUUUUUUAGCUGAGUAUAGGUAUCGUUAUUUUAAUAAAAGUAAAAUUUGGGCCUCUGCACGGUGCAAUUUUUAAAUUUUAAGGUUUUGAAUCGUUGGGCUCAAAUAUUUUUGGAAUUUUAUAAUAUUUUUUGAAUUUAAAAACAUUUUUUGCCAUUUUUUAUCAAAAUGUAAUUCCAGAUAGCAUUUGAAUACUAUCAAUGUGAUAAAAAUGAGACUACAGUAGAAGAAGACCCUGCUGAUGUUAACAUAAAUUUUAAUGUUUUUGAUGAAAAAUGCGUACUAAAACAGAAUUUAAUAGAUAAAUGUUGUAAAGAACUAAAAGAAUAUGAUGCUUGUGGUAAAAGGAAGGAAGAAAGUGAUGAGUAUUCAACUAAAGAAGAUGAAAACGGCAGGAAGUUGGGGGAGUAUUAUGGAAAAAAUUGCAAAAACUUGCAGUUUUUAAAGAAAAGUAAGGCUUUUUGGGCUGGAAAUGAAGUUAUUUUAUUUUUUUAUUGAUUUUGGUAUUUUAGUGUUGUCUGUUAUCAAUAUUGAUAUUUUAAUGAUCUUUUUAAGGUUUUUAGGUAUUAAAUUUAAAGUUUUUACUUAUCUUUUGGAUCAUUUUUUACGUUUUUUAUAUAUAAACUAACUUUUUUUUUCAGAAUCCCUACAAAACCAUUGUUGCAAAUCUUCUAAAGACCAACUGAAACUACCUCAAGAUGUUGUAUUUGAAUGUUACAGUAAGAAAUCUCAAAAGCUAGGAACAACAGAGGAUUUGCCAACUAAAAAGCUUGGUGAUAUCAAGGGAAUCAGAGGAAAUGGAUGUCAAGUUAAUAGAACAGUUCAAUUCAUAGCGGCCGAAAAGAGAUUCAGUGGUUAUUUUGGAAGAAUAUGGAACCUAAACGGAGGUAGAUUUGGGUUUACAGAGGAUACGAUUGCUGUAAUUUCAAUUGAACAAGAGGUGAUCAAGGAGAUCGAGUUCAAAAGGGAUUUGUAGGUUGAGAUGUUGAGGUUUUUGUGGGUUUGAAAGGGGUAUUAGGCUGUUUAGGAACAAAAAACAGCAUUUUCAAGCUGAGCUUGUCAUUAUUUAUUUGAAUAAUUGAAAAAUGUUUUACAAAAUUUAGAAAACUAAUCAAAAAUUGUCUAAAACAUCGAUGCUUUGCCUGACCAUACCCAAGAAAACUCUAAUUUUUGACCAAUUUCAGGAACAAUCUUCUUGAUUUCCUAGAAAAUAUGGAUGCAACAACACUUGGAACACUGAGCUUUAGCGAGAAAAAUAGGCAAAGUCUUUUCACAAACACAACAGACUCGAUUGAUCUUCAAGAAAAUCCAAUUUCAAGGCCGUCGGUGUUGGUCAAGCUGGAUUCGGAAAGGUUUAAAACAGAAAUUUUGAACAAUGUAAGGGCAUUUUAGAGAUUUUUAGGUAUAAAUAGACCUGGAAAGGGGCCGGGAUCAAUUUUGUGGUUUUACACAGAGUUUAAGGUACUGUAACUUUUGCAAUUUUAGCCGAACAGAACCCAUUCAGCAGUGGUGUUUUUCUCCGGUGGCUCAGCUCAUGGACAAUCCGUAGCUGUGACUUACAUUCUACAUGCUGUGAAGCAAGAGUUUGUCAAGUUUGAAUCGCUUUUGAAGUUUUACAUGUAAGUUUUGGGACUUACUAGGAUUUUUUCGUAAGAGAGCCGAUUGGCGGUGAGAAACGUGUCAUUUAGUUUUGGCCUUACGAUCGGGCCGGACUUUAAAGUUGGGUUUCGGACUCCAGAAGUGGAUGUUGCACAUGUAACCUGUGCACUAAAAGGUUUUUUUUGGGUUAUGAAAGAAUAAAAAUUUGAAAUCAUUCAUUAUUUUUUAGCAUUGACACAUCAAGAAACUCAUUGCCGUACGCCUAUGUGUUUGAUUCGUUACCAAGUAUUGUCUUCUUUCCACCAGCUAAAAGGUAAAUCUAAAACAUUGUUUUUACAAUUAAAAUGGAGCACUACUGUAACAACGAAUGAACGAAUUCACGAGGAUUUAAAAAAUUUUUUUUUGAAAAAAAAAUUUGAACGUGUUGCAGUUUCCACCUCCAAAUAGCUCAUUACCCGACAGGACUACCAAUAACUGUGCCCAAUGUGUUGGCUUUCUUAAUAUCAAGAGCAACGCCAGAGCUGAAAUGGAGGUUGGCAUUGAGAUCGUGCACUAAAGGCUGUUUGGAUCGAAAUCGAUUAAAAUUGUUGAAAUUUGACAGAUUUAUAAGAGAUGACAUACGAAUGUUGAAGUUGACCAGAAAUAAGAUGAUGAAGAACCGCGUGGCAGCUAAACAUUUUUCUUUCACUUUGAAACGGUAUGUCAGCUUUACUGUAGGUCUAAAUUAGUUUACUCUUGCCUUAACGUCCUUUAAUCUACAGUGUCCUUACUUUUAGCUCUAGCUUUGCCUUACAGUAGCCUUACUAUUGCUAUAAAGUAGUUAUUGCUUUGUUCUGCAGCAGUUUUACAGUAGUCAUGCGCUUCUUGUACAAUAGUAUUACUCUUACUCUACAGUAGCGCUGUUCUUGCAUCAUAGUAGCUUUAAACUUACCUUAAAGUAGUCUUAUUCAAGCUUUACAGUACUGUUAUCUUUCCUUUACAGUAGCCGUACUCUUCUACAGUAGCUAUACCCUUGCUCUACAGUAGUUCUUUUACUUUACUGUAGCUUUAUCCUUGCUUUGUAGUAAACUUAUUCUUGGUAUACAGUAGCUCCAGCUUUGCUUUACAGUAGCCCUACCUUCACUCUACAGCAGCUUUAAUCUUUGCUCUACAGUAGCCUUACUUUUUUCUUACUAAAGCUUUGUUUGUAUAGAUCAGUAAUGACUAUUUUUCAGCCGAAAACUUCAACAAGCUGCAGCCCACUACCUUCUAAACGUACUCCGUAUUAUCCAAGACAACGACGAUGUUCGAAUAGAAGAUUUUGAAUCUGUAGAAUCUCACAAUUUGUUCAUAAGAUACUUGUUAUCAAACACUUUUAGUCACAUUUCCUAA
Molecule: messenger RNA, 5381 nt
Organism: Bursaphelenchus okinawaensis
Lineage: Eukaryota; Metazoa; Nematoda; Chromadorea; Rhabditida; Aphelenchoididae
Source: the annotation of a GenBank genome assembly